AUGGGUAAGGGACAAUCAACAGCAAAUGCAUCUGCAGUUCCAAAAGGAGCAAAAGAUCGUCAACGUAUCAAUCUUCAACAAAUGCAAAAUGUUCUUCUAAUCUGGCUAGACAACAAUAUCGACGAGAACAACGACGAUUGCCAAAAUACAAUCACACAAUUGCGACAGGCUGUCAACGACAUCAAUACAUUUUCAGAUGUUGAUCAAUGCUUUGAGUUCAUUGAAACAAUCGUCGACAAGAAAGCAUGUAUAAUCAUAUCUGGAUCACUUGGGCAACAUUUUGUACGUUUUGUUCACAAUAUGUCUCAAGUUGAUUCAAUUUUUCUUUUAUGUGAGAACCAAAAAUAUCAUGAACAAUGGGCCAAGAAUUGGUCCAAAAUAAAGGGUAUAUUCGUAGAUAUUACAUCGAUCUGUGAAGCAAUCAAGGAAACUGCUCUUCAAUGCGAACAAAAUGCCAUUCCCAUGAGUUUUCUUGAAUCAAACAAACAAUUGGAUCAAUUAGAUCCUUCUUUUAUGUACACUCAAAUCGUCAAAGAAAUACUGUUAACCAUCGACUUCGACCAAAAUCACUUUCAAGAUUAUAUUAAAUACUGUUGCGAUAGUUUUGUAGAUAAUAAAAAACAAAUAGAAAAUAUCAAACGAUUUGAAGAUCAAUAUCAUAACAAAACACCUAUUUAUUGGUACACUUGUGACAUGUUCUUGUAUCCCAUGCUCAAUCGUGCAUUACGAUUGAUGGAAGGCGAUAUUAUGACACGUAUGGGUUUCUUCAUCGGUGAUCUGCAUCGACAUAUUGAACAACUGCAUCAAGAGCAAUAUGCUGGUACAACUGCUGCAGAUACAUUCACAGUUUAUCGUGGUCAAGGUUUGUCUAUAGGAGAUUUUGAACAAUUGAUAAAAACCAAAGGUGGUCUUAUUUCAUUCAACAAUUUCUUGUCUACUAGUAAAGACCGUGAUCUCUCCUAUGCUUUUGCUGAAAGCAAUCAGACCAAUCCAGAUUUAGCUGCAAUACUUUUCGUUAUGAAAGUGAAUCCAUCUCAAUCAACAAUAUCUUUUGCUUCAGUUGCUGAUAUUAGCCAUUUCCAAGAAGAAGAAGUCAUAUUUUCAAUGCAUAGUGUUUUUCGUAUACAGGAUAUUAAACAGAUGGGUGAAAAUAAUCGUUUAUAUGAAGUUAAUUUGACACUUACUACAGACAACGAUCCAGAAUUGAAUAGACUUACUGAUUACAUUCGACAAAAGAGUCAUCCAGACGCUGAAGGAUGGUACAGAUUGGGUUCGGUACUAUAUAAAAUGGGUCAAUUUGACAAAGCUGAAGAUAUUUAUCAAGUUCUACUUGAUCAAACAAAGGAUGAUAGAAACAAGGCACCUAUUUAUCAGCAACUUGGUUCGAUCAAAAACAAUCAUGGAAAAUAUGAAGAAGCAAUUACACUAUACGAAAAAUCACUUGCUAUUUAUCAAAAAACUUGUCCUCCCAAUCAUCCUGAUUUGGCUGCUUCCUACAACAAUCUUGGUGGGACCUAUAAAAGCAUGGGUAAUUAUCCAAUAGCACUUUCUUAUUAUGAAAAAACUCUCGAAAUUAAACAACAAUCACUUCCUCCUAAUCAUCCUGAUUUAGCUUCUUUCUACAACAACAUUGGUGUGAUCUAUAAAAGCAUGGGUAAUUAUCCAAAAGCACUUUCUUAUUAUGAAAAAGCCCUUGAAAUCAAACAACAAUCACUUCCUCCCAAUCAUCCUGAUUUGGCUACGUCCUACAACAACAUUGGUUUAGUGCAUUACGACAUGGGUAAUCUUCCGAAAGCACUUUCAUCUCAUGAAAAAGCCCUUGAAAUCAGUAAACAUUCACUUCCCCACAAUCAUCCUGAUUUGGCUACGUCCUACAACAACAUUGGUUUGGUGUAUAACAGCAUGGUUAAUUACCCGAAAGCACUUUCUUACUAUGAGAUAGCCCUUGAAAUCAAACAACAAUCACUUCCUCCCAUUCAUCCUGAUAUGGCUUUUUCCUACAACAACAUUGGUUUGGUGCAUUACAACAUGGGUAAUUAUCCAAAAGCACUUUUUUAUUAUGAAAAAGCCCUUGAAAUUCAACAACAAUCACUUCCUCCGAACCAUCCUCAUUUGGCUAUGUUCUACAACAACAUUGGUCUGAUCUAUAAAAACAUAGUUAAUUAUCCAAAAGCACUUUCUUAUCAUGAAAAAGCUGUUGAAAUUCAACAACAAUCACUUCCUCCAAACCAUCCUCAUUUGGCUAUGUCCUACAACAACAUUGGUGUAGUAUAUAAAAACAUGGGUAAUUACUCAGAAGCCCGUACAUGUUAUGAACGUGCUAUACAAAUUGGAGUACAAUCAUUAAAUUCAAACCACCCAAAUCUUCAAAAGUAUAGAAAUAACCUCGAAUGUGUAAAAAACAAAUAA
Adineta steineri is the source of this 2409-nucleotide messenger RNA. NCBI's taxonomy places the organism in Eukaryota, Metazoa, Rotifera, Eurotatoria, Adinetida, Adinetidae. The record is from the annotation of a GenBank genome assembly.